AUGAAACUGGCGGCGAUGAUCAAGAAGAUGUGUCCCAGCGAGGCCGAGCUGAGCAUCCCCGCUAAGAACUGCUACCGCAUGGUCAUCCUGGGCUCCUCCAAGGUGGGCAAGACCGCCAUCGUCUCGCGCUUCCUCACCGGCCGCUUCGAGGAGCAAUACACGCCCACCAUCGAGGACUUCCACCGCAAGUUCUACAGCAUCCGUGGCGAGGUGUACCAGCUCGACAUCCUGGACACGUCGGGCAACCACCCCUUCCCAGCUAUGCGCCGCCUCUCCAUCCUCACAGGAGAUGUGUUCAUCCUCGUCUUCAGCCUGGACAACCGAGACUCCUUUGAGGAGGUGCAGCGCCUGAAGCAGCAAAUCCUGGAGACCAAGUCGUGCCUGAAGAACAAAACCAAGGAGAACAUAGAGGUGCCCCUGGUCAUCUGCGGCAACAAGGGCGACCGGGACUUUUACCGGGAGGUGCAACCCCGGGAGAUCGAGCAGCUGGUGGGAGGGGACCCCAAAAAAUGUGCCUACUUCGAGAUCUCAGCCAAGAGGAACAGCAGCCUGGACCAGAUGUUCCAGGCGCUCUUCGCCAUGGCCAAGCUACCCAGCGAGAUGAGCCCCGACCUGCACCGCAAGGUCUCGGUCCAGUACUGCGACAUCCUGCACAAGAAGGCACUGAAAGGCAAAAAGCUGCUGAAGGAGGGGGGCCGGGGCGGCACGGAGGAGGCGUACGGCAUCGUGGCCCCCUUCGCCCGGCGGCCCAGCGUGCACAGCGACCUCAUGUACAUCCGAGAGAAAGCCAUCGGCGGCGGGCACGGCAAGGAGAAGGAUCGCUGUGUGAUCAGCUAG
Molecule: messenger RNA, 837 nt
Organism: Cinclus cinclus
Lineage: Eukaryota; Metazoa; Chordata; Aves; Passeriformes; Cinclidae
Gene: RASD1
Product: ras related dexamethasone induced 1
Exons: 2
Coding region: 1-837 (278 amino acids)
Molecular function (GO): GTP binding; GTPase activity
Source: RefSeq, a predicted model, not a curated record